AUGGCAGACGCAGAGCUAGAGGAGAUCAGGCGAGCUCGCCUUGCGCAACUCCAGCAACAGGGCGGCGGCCCCGGGGGUGGCCCCGGGCCAUCAGAGGGUGGCCAAGAAGACCAAAGGAAACAAGUUGAAGCCGAACGACGCGCCAGUAUUCUAAACCAGAUCCUCGAACCGGAGGCCGCAGAUCGCCUAGGGCGUAUCCGCAUGGUGAAGGAGUCUCGUGCUAUGGAUAUUGAGAACAGACUCAUCAUGCUUGCGCAGACAGGUCAACUACGACAAAAGGUCACAGAAGAACAACUCAAACAGCUUCUUAAUGCUGUGGCGGAGAAUCAGCGCAAGGACGAGGAGGAGCAGAAGAUCGUGAUUACUCGGCGUAAAGGCGGAUGGGAUGAUGACGACGAUCUGCUAGAUCUGUGA
Molecule: messenger RNA, 414 nt
Organism: Aspergillus puulaauensis
Lineage: Eukaryota; Fungi; Ascomycota; Eurotiomycetes; Eurotiales; Aspergillaceae
Product: DNA-binding protein
Exons: 4
Coding region: 1-414 (137 amino acids)
Cellular component (GO): cytosol; nucleus
Molecular function (GO): DNA binding
Source: RefSeq, a predicted model, not a curated record